AUGGGGAUUCUGGGCUUCUUCCUCCACCAGCGGAGCCUCUGGAUGUGUGACGACGGUCUUCAGCAGAUGCACAGACGCAGCAGCAGCCUGAGUGUCAAUGCUCCUACUUAUUCUAAGAUGAAGUUAUGGAAGUGCGCCGCCAUCGCCUUGACUCUCUGUGGAGCAGCACUGUCCCUCUUCCUCACUCGAAUCAUGGUUCCCACGCCACCGCAUCACAUCCCCUCCUGGUACACGUCUUCGUCGCGGACGUCCUCGUCCUCCAACUCCUCUUCCUCCCUGAUCGGCGGCCGUCAUCGCAAAGCACGGUCGGCGGAAGGCGUUGGCAACAUUUUGACAGAAUUCAUGCACAUGUUCCAGAGUUUCACAGAGGGGGAGCUGAAGCAGAUGAUCGGGACUCUGGUGGAGAAGAAGGCACGGCAGGAGGCCAGGCAGAGCAAAAGGACUAAACGGGCUAAGAAAGCAUCGAAGCCAUGUUCCCUGCGGGAGGUGGAAGUGACUGUCAGUGAGCUGGGUCUGGGCUACCACAGUGAUGAAUCGCUGCUCUUCAGGUACUGCAGCGGGAACUGUAAAGCUAGCCGACGCAACUACGACGUCAUACUGAAGAAAUGGACGAGGAAAGGCAUCUCGAAGAGGGAGAGGAGCCCGUGCUGCCGGCCCAAGGAGUACGAUGACAUUUCCUUCCUGGACAACAAUAACAGAUACAAGACGCUCCACAACUUUUCUGCUCUGGCCUGUGGCUGUGUAUAA
This is a messenger RNA of Salvelinus namaycush (lake trout), 747 nucleotides long. RefSeq names its product neurturin (gene nrtn). Gene Ontology annotation, molecular function: growth factor activity; receptor tyrosine kinase binding; glial cell-derived neurotrophic factor receptor binding. The record is from RefSeq and is a predicted model, not a curated record. Bases 1 to 747 code for a protein of 248 amino acids. NCBI's taxonomy places the organism in Eukaryota, Metazoa, Chordata, Actinopteri, Salmoniformes, Salmonidae. The transcript is spliced from 3 exons.